Messenger RNA from Botrytis sinoallii, 1278 nucleotides. RefSeq lists its product as uncharacterized. Gene Ontology annotation, molecular function: chloride channel activity. The record is from RefSeq and is a predicted model, not a curated record. The transcript has 5 exons. Lineage: Eukaryota; Fungi; Ascomycota; Leotiomycetes; Helotiales; Sclerotiniaceae. Bases 1 to 1278 code for a protein of 425 amino acids.
AUGGCCGACGAUUUUGGGGGUCAUGACCCAUUAACUUCCUCAACUCUUCCUCACGACAAUCCCAAUCCAACCGUUAUUCAUCCAAAUCCUGAGAAGAUUACUCCUAGUAGACAGAGCACGAUGAGGUCUAAGGGUGGAUUUGAAGCACAUGCUAGUGGAGCGACCACUCCAAGUAGUUUCAAGAGGCAAAGCAGACAUGAUUUAAAUUUGGACGAUUAUUUUGUCGGACCAAGAAACCUCGAUGCUCAUUCCAAACUUCCAUAUUUUAUGCGCCUUCAUGGAUCCGUUAUUCCUCGAAUGAUAGUACCUCUUUUCUGGAUCGCAUUUAUUUCCGAUGGACGUAAAGCAUGGGCAUCUCUCUCGGUCCAAUCCCGCAACCUAGCUCGAUUCAUCUGGGUCAACAUCCAAGAACGUGAAGGUGACAUGGGAAAAGAAGAUCUUCUCGCAAAAGUAACGGAUCUCUCCGCUUUAACCCAUCAUCUCAAUACUUAUGCUCAAUCGGCCACUACUCCCGAAGUCCUCAUCGAGAAAAAGAGAACGCCGUGGAAGCGCACUGGUGAAUACCUCGGUCUCAGUUUCGCUGCUAGUAACCCCCGAAAAGCCAUCAAGAGAUCCAGCAAGCCAGUUGGAAAUCUUCCCAAUGAAGUUCUCACUUACCUAAACUCCUACGUCGAAGGAACCAUCCGCAACGGCACUCUCGAUUCUCCCGUCGUCUUGGGUCAAAUUCUCGGCUGUAUCAACGCUCUCACCGAUUGUUCUGCUGCCGCUGAACGUGUUCUCCAAACUCCUCUCCCCAUCGGCUAUAACAUUCUCAUUUCCCAAAUCGUCUACCUUUACGUCUAUCUUCUCCCCUUCCAACUUUAUGCUUCUCUCCAAUGGAUUACCAUCCCAGGAACCAUUGCCGCCGCAUACAUCAUCGUCGGUCUGAUGGCCAUUGGAAACGAACUCGAAAACCCCUUUGGAAACGAUGUCAAUGAUCUUCCCCUCGAUCACUAUUGCGCCGAGCUCGCCCGCGAUUUCGAUAUUCUCACAUCCGUCAAAGCACCUUCCUGGGAUGAAAUCAAUAAAGUUCUCUGGCCACUAAGCAACUCUGGUGUUAGAAUGUGGAGAAACAGAGAUGAGAAGGAAAUCCGUGAUGCGUUGGCUGCGAAGGUCGUUGUGGCGGAUAGGAAGAGUCGAGAUGCGUAUACGAGUGCGGGAGAGGGAAGAGCGAGUACGGCGAGAGCCAGGAGUGGGAAGAGUGAUUUGAGUGCCGAUAGUGCGGAUAGUGCUGCUUAG